This is a messenger RNA of Gekko japonicus, 2245 nucleotides long. It is a transcript of the gene YOD1, whose product is annotated as YOD1 deubiquitinase. Gene Ontology annotation, molecular function: protein binding; cysteine-type deubiquitinase activity. Lineage: Eukaryota; Metazoa; Chordata; Lepidosauria; Squamata; Gekkonidae. Gene Ontology annotation, biological process: protein deubiquitination; endoplasmic reticulum unfolded protein response. The record is from RefSeq and is a predicted model, not a curated record. Gene Ontology annotation, cellular component: nucleus; cytosol. The coding region runs from base 67 to 981 and encodes 304 amino acids. The transcript has 2 exons.
UGUGGGGGUCUGAAACCCGGCAGCCGCCGCCGGGAGAACUCCGUAGAUCGGCGGGAGGGCGGCAGGAUGUUACGGCUGCGCUGCAAGGCCAGGAGCGGCUCUUACCCGCUGCUCGGGCUCACGGCACAUUCGUGCUUGCGCGAGCUCCAGGCAGCGCUCGCCGCUCUCACCGGGGUACCCGUUCAGGCCCAGAAGCUGCUGCUUGGAUUCCCCCCGCGUGGCCUCGACCUCAGCGACGGGGAGCGGCGCCUCGGAGAGCUUGGCAUUCAUUCGGGUGAUACUCUAAUAGUUGAAGAAGAUGCAAGCAACCUCAGGACUGAAUCUUCCAUAGUUACAAAACGGACUGCUCAUAAUUCAGUCAGGGACACUCUUCCCAUGCUUGCCCGGAGAGUUGUUCCUGCAGAUAAUUCAUGCCUCUUCACCAGCAUAUACUAUGUGGUAGAAGGUGGUGUUUAUGACCCAGCAUGUGCCCCAGAGAUGAGACAUCUUAUAGCCCAGAUUGUAGCAAGUGAUCCAGAAUCCUAUAGUGAGGCAAUACUAGGAAAGACUAAUCAAGAAUACUGUGAUUGGAUCAGAAGAGACGAUACAUGGGGAGGUGCAAUUGAGGUUUCGAUUUUGUCUAAGUUCUAUCAAUGUGAAAUUUGUGUAGUGGACACUCAGACAGUCAGAAUUGAUCGCUUUGGGGAAGAUGCUGGCUAUGCUAAACGGGUUCUUCUAAUUUAUGAUGGUAUUCACUAUGAUCCACUUGAGCGCAGAAUCCCCAACUCAGACAUUCCUCCCCAGACAAUUUUUUCUGCAUCGGAUGAUAUUGUCCUUGCUCAGGCUUUGGAGUUAGCAGAUGAAGCCAGAAGAAAGAGGCAGUUCACUGAUGUAAACCGGUUUACACUGAGAUGUAUGGUAUGUCAGAAAGGAUUAACAGGGCAAGUGGAAGCCAGAGAACAUGCCAAGGAGACGGGACAUACCAACUUUGGAGAGGUGUGAAAUUUUUUGUGAAGGUGGUUUUACCUACUACCUCACUGAACGUGAACAAGCAUCCAGGUUUUACAUAAGCUGUAUUUAAUCAAGAAUUCAUUUAAAGCUUGAAGGCACUAUUAAGAUAAUUAUGAAUGAUGCUCACAGGUUUGCUGUGAUUAAUGAGUUUACAAGUGCGUAUAGAGUGGUGUCACAUCCUUCCAACUGAUCAGUGUUCUUUUUUAUGACUAAGAACUAGACUGCUAUUAACUGCUGCAUCAGUUCUUGGUAACUGACAGGUGCAAGAAUUUGUGACGUAUCUUGGUUAACACAAACACUACUGUGGCUGGACUUGUGUAUAGAAUCACUGAUGGAAUAAAGUUCUCAGCUCAUCUACUGGUGUCUUGAUCUACCGCAUAGUUAUGGUGGUCUCUGUUCAUAUCUGACAAGAUUAUUUGCCUCUGCUGUAUUUAUGCAAAGAGUUGUGUGUGGUUGUAUAUCUAAAAACAGAUUAGCUCAACAAUUACUGCCUCUUCAUGUCAUCCCAAAAUGUGUCUGCUUUAUGUCACUGAAUAAGAGUAUGCCAUAGAAAAUAAUGGUCAGGUGAUAAAAGGCCUUAACUGGAAGGCCUUGUUUUCAGCAUUCUUAAGGACUGGAAUGUGAAUACAAUUUCAUGGAUAUUUAAUACAUUGGCAGUGGAUGCAGUGAAGCUUUUGGGCAUUAAUGGCAUGUUUUUAAAGGUUACCGAAAUUGUAACAUAUUCCGGCAACAUAAAGUCAAAUAUUUUUAGAUGGCCUGUAUAUGAAAUUCAUUGUAUAAAGUGUUUUGCUUGCCAGAUGUGCUGAACAGAGGGAAGAAUUCCAGUUAACGUUCAUCCACUUGAUAGAUUUAUUAAAUUUUUACCCCGCCCUCCCAGCCAAGGACAGCUUACAUAAGUCACCUAACAUUUUUACAAUACACAUAAAAUAGGUUAACAAUUCUAAAACCAGAAAUAUAAUAAAGUGCUAGUAUCAAUAAUCUUCUCAGUAAGCGUGGGCAUACCAGACCGUAGCUACUACUAGCUAAUUGUGCAUGGAAUGAGUGCAGUUCCAAAAAGAUGGUUCUCAGAUGUGAACUGCUUUUGGGGGGCUGGGUGGUAGUAGAGAGAGUUGGUCUUAUUUUUUUACGCUUUGUUGCCAAAUAGGGUUGGUUCAGCUAUCUGGAAGUUACAGGCUAGCAUCAUGACUUGCCUGCUUUAUAUUUCAAAACACUAUUUGUAACCUGUCAGCUGGUAGUGCUACAUUGUUCUUUCAUU